AAAAUCAUCGCCGUCGUGGGCGGGACGGGUAAUCUAGGAAGCUCGGUGGCGCGAUCGCUUCACGACAACCCCGACUUCCAUGUCAGAGUCUUGUCGCGUGAUCCCACGGCUGCAAAGGCACAGAUUCUGUCCAAGGACGGCAUUGAAGUCGCCAAGUGCGACAAUUGGAAGACAGAUGACUUGGAGCGAGCCUUCACUGGCUGCUGGGGGGUCUUCAUCAACAUCGAUUCAGAUGCUCCAAACUUCAAGAACAGGAUCGGCCCCUCUGAGUUUGAAAUGGGCAAAAUCAUCAUAGACGCGGCGGUCAAGACUGGUGUCAAGCAUGCAGUGCACGCGUCACUCCCAGCGGCGUCUAAGCUGACAAACGGCAAAGUCCCAGUUCUCGCCUUUGAUGAUAAGGCAGCCAUCUCAGAGUACCUUCUUGAACCAGGCAAGUUUGAGACUGCCUGCAUACUCAGCGCAGGCUGGUUUUUGGAGAAUGCCUUUGACCCCAAGUACACGGCCGCAUUUGGAGGCUUUGCCACGAUACCAGAUGCCGAAGGAUUUCUGACAUAUCGCGUGCCUGCAAUGGGCAACGAUCCUGAGUCUGUUCCGUGGUUGGCAGUAGCCGACGACUAUGGCGACUUUGUCCAUGGCGUGUUUCUAGAUCCCGAGAGGUGGAACCGUCAAUACAUCCACGGAGUGUCGGAGUCUGCAUCUUUCGCCGAGCUAACAGCCAAGUUUCAAAAG
Molecule: messenger RNA, 729 nt
Organism: Fusarium vanettenii 77-13-4
Lineage: Eukaryota; Fungi; Ascomycota; Sordariomycetes; Hypocreales; Nectriaceae
Exons: 3
Source: RefSeq, a predicted model, not a curated record